ACUUUUAUUUUGAAAUAUUUCAGCGCAGUGAAAGCUUUUCGCCAGGCUUCACGCUGUCAGACAUGGCCGCUUCCAGUGUUUUUAAAGCAGGUCUUUUCAACCACAAAGUUGCGGUCGUUACUGGUGGAGGAACUGGAAUAGGAAAAGCUAUUACAUCUGAGCUCUUGCAGUUAGGAUGCAGUGUGGUCAUCUCAUCCAGAAAGCUUGAGCGUCUAACAUCAGCAGCUGAAGAGCUUGCACAAAAAAUCCCUUCAUCCAGUCCAGCAAAAGUGACACCUAUACAGUGCAACAUCAGAAAUGAAGAAGAGGUGAAGAACCUAAUGGCCUCCACUCUAAAGCUUCAUGGGAGGAUUGACUUUUUGGUGAAUAAUGGAGGUGGACAGUUUUCCAGUCCAGUGAACAUGAUGAGUGCUAAAGGCUGGAAGGCUGUGAUUGACACCAACCUCACCGGAACGUUCUUAUGCUGCAAAGAAGCAUACAACACAUGGAUGAGGGACCAUGGAGGUGUAAUUGUUAACAUUAUUGCCGACAUGUGGAAAGGCUUUCCUGGAAUGGCGCACACAGGAGCCGCCAGGGCAGCUGUAGAUAAUCUGACCAAGAGUCUGGCUAUUGAGUGGGCCGCCAGUGGGGUCCGGAUCAACUCUGUGGCGCCGGGAACUAUCAUCUCCAAAACUGCAAUGGAAAACUACAAAGAAUUUGGUCCUGCUUUAUUUAAGAUGUCAGUGGCCAUCAGUCCUGCUAAAAGACUUGGUGUUCCUGAAGAGAUAUCUCCUGCCGUAUGUUUCUUGCUAUCACCAGCUGCUUCCUUUAUUAAUGGAGCAACCCUGAGGGUGGAUGCCGGGCAAAGCCUCUACAAUACUCUAUGGGAAAUCCCAGACCACAGUGCUUGGCCAGAGCCACCAGAGGGAGAAAAUUCAGACGUGUUAAGGGAAAUUAUGAACAAGACCAAAUCUAAACUGUGAAUCAUACUGUAUAUGACUGUGUGAAACAGCUGCUAUUUCAUCUGUGUGGUUGGACCACAAAUAUUUUGAUGUUUUGAAUUACAACACUUGACUGUGGCAU
This is a messenger RNA of Misgurnus anguillicaudatus (oriental weatherfish), 1062 nucleotides long. It is a transcript of the gene pecr, whose product is annotated as peroxisomal trans-2-enoyl-CoA reductase. Gene Ontology annotation, biological process: phytol metabolic process. Gene Ontology annotation, cellular component: peroxisome. The record is from RefSeq and is a predicted model, not a curated record. Lineage: Eukaryota; Metazoa; Chordata; Actinopteri; Cypriniformes; Cobitidae. Gene Ontology annotation, molecular function: trans-2-enoyl-CoA reductase (NADPH) activity.